Neltuma alba is the source of this 1689-nucleotide messenger RNA. Its product is annotated as UDP-glycosyltransferase 74F2-like. The record is from RefSeq and is a predicted model, not a curated record. The transcript has 2 exons. The coding region runs from base 147 to 1529 and encodes 460 amino acids. Gene Ontology annotation, molecular function: quercetin 3-O-glucosyltransferase activity; quercetin 7-O-glucosyltransferase activity. NCBI's taxonomy places the organism in Eukaryota, Viridiplantae, Streptophyta, Magnoliopsida, Fabales, Fabaceae.
GUGAUAACUCUGAAACACUGGGAGGUUCAUAUUUCGCUCCUCCUUAUCCUCAUGCGCUCCCAUAUAAUAAUUCCCUUAUAAAAAACCACUUUCACCUUCAAAAUCAAAACCAUACGCAGAAAUCAUUCUCAGCUUAAGCUUCAACGAUGGCGUCGAAGCAACAGAAAGCUCACUGCCUUCUAGUAUCCUAUCCUUCACAAGGCCAUAUCAACCCUAUGCUUCAAUUCUGCAAGCGAUUGGAAUACCACAAAGUGAAGGCCACACUCGUCACCACUCGUUCUUUCUGGAAACAAGCCUCUAUCACUGAAGCCACCAUUUCUGAUUCCAUAGCUCUUGAGGCCAUCUCAGAUGGCUACGACGAAGGAGCAGAUCAAGAUGUUAAGAACUCAAAGAUUUACGUAGAACGCUUCUGGAAAGUAGGACCAGUGACUCUAUCUGAGCUUCUUCACAAGCUCUUUAACAGUGAUUUGCCUGUGGAUUGUGUUAUUUAUGACAGCUUCCUUCCGUGGGUUCUUGAUGUGGCUAAGAAGUUUGGGCUUGUUGCUGCUGCGUUUUUGACUCAGCCUUGUUUUGUUAAUAGUGUUUACUUCCAUCUUCAUCAAGGGAUUCUGAAACUUCCCAUUAAAAAGGAGACCAAGAUUUUGCUUCCUGCGUUACCAGAACUUGAGCCUCCUGAUUUGCCAUCUUUCCUGUAUCUGCAAUAUGGGAUGUAUCCAAUCUUUUGGGACUUAGUGGUUGAUACUUUUGACAAUAUUGGAAAAGCUGAUUGGUUGCUUCCAAACACUGUUUACGAACUGGAGCCUGAGGUGGUAGACUGGAUGAGGAAGAUGUGGCCAAUAAGGACAAUAGGACCAACAGUUCCUUCCGUGUUCUUAGACCAGAGAAUCCAUGACGACCACGACUAUGGCAUCAGCGUGUUCAAACCCAACAGUGAUCUUUGCAUGAACUGGCUUCAUGAUAAGCCUAAAGAAUCAGUAAUUUACGUCUCCUUCGGAAGUUUAGCAGCCCUCGGUGAGGAUCAAUUAGAGGAAAUAGCUUGGGGUUUGAUACAAACUGAGGAUUAUUUCUUGUGGGUUGUUAGGGAAUCUGAACAAGUCAAGCUCCCGAAGAACAUACAAGAAAUAGUUUCUGCAGAUAAGGGUCUGAUAGUGACAUGGUGUCCUCAAUUAAAAGUACUGUCACAUGAAGCUGUCGGAUGUUUUGUUACACAUUGUGGGUGGAAUUCUACCUUGGAAGCUCUGAGCUCGGGAGUUCCUAUGAUUGGAGUGCCACAUUGGAGUGAUCAGACCACGAAUUUGAAGUAUAUUGUGGAUGUUUGGAAAGUGGGACUUAAAGCUCCAAUGGAUGAGAAAGGGACUAUUAAACGAGAAGCCUUGAAAAAUUGCAUAAAGGAAGUGAUGGGAAGUGAAAAAGGGAAAGAGAUGAAGAAUAAUGCCAUCAAAUGGAUGAAUGUGGUCACGAGUUCUAUGGAGGAAGGGGGAAGCUCAGAUAAAAACAUUACAGAAUUCAUAACUAGGAUUUCUAAGUGACUUUUGAUGUCAACGUAUUUGUAGACGACAAGGAAGAUUUGAUAUUAAAUCUUUGUCGACAUAACAUUUUGUAUGCCAUGUAGCAAGUCCUGCCUAGUAUAAAAUGUCAGGACUUCAAAUAAACAUUCCAAAGGCAAUUUCAUUACUCCCUUCUUCCUCA